AUGAAGGUUGUAGAGGAUCAAGUUGUUGAAGAUGACACUUGUUUACAGGAUGAUGAGGAAUCUUUCUUCCAAGACAUUGACCUCCUACAGAAACAUGGAAUUAAUGUGGCAGACAUCAAAAAGCUGAAGUCAGUGGGUAUCUGCACCGUGAAGGGGAUCCAGAUGACCACACGCAAAGCUCUGUGCAACAUCAAGGGCCUGUCGGAAGCAAAGGUGGAAAAGAUUAAGGAAGCAGCUGGGAAAAUGCUGAGUGUCGGUUUCCAGACGGCCUUUGAGUACAGUGCGAAGAGGAAGCACGUGUUCCACAUCACAACUGGGAGCCAGGAGUUUAACAAACUGUUGGGUGGAGGUAUAGAGAGUAUGGCUAUCACGGAGGCCUUUGGAGAGUUCCGCACAGGGAAAACCCAGCUGUCUCACACACUUUGUGUCACUGCUCAGCUGCCAGGUGAGGACGGAUACUCCGGUGGAAAAGUCAUCUUCAUUGACACAGAGCACACCUUCCGGCCUGACCGACUGAGAGACAUCGCUGACAGGUUUAAUGUGGAUCACGAUGCUGUGCUGGACAAUGUGCUUUACGCCCGAGCCUAUACUAGUGAACACCAGAUGGAGCUGUUGGACUUUGUAGCAGCCAAAUUUCAUGAAGAAGGAGGAGUGUUCAAACUGUUGAUCAUCGACUCCAUCAUGGCUCUGUUCAGAGUAGACUUCUCUGGUCGAGGGGAGCUGGCUGAGCGGCAACAGAAACUGGCACAGAUGCUUUCGAGGCUGCAGAAAAUCUCUGAAGAGUACAAUGUAGCCGUGUUCAUCACCAACCAGAUGACAGCUGACCCUGGAGCAGGAAUGACGUUUCAGGCUGAUCCCAAGAAGCCAAUAGGCGGACACAUCCUGGCCCACGCCUCCACCACACGGAUCAGCCUGAGGAAGGGGCGUGGAGAAAUGAGAAUUGCUAAGAUAUUUGACAGUCCUGAUAUGCCUGAGAACGAAGCCACCUUUGCCAUCUCUGGUGGAGGAGUUACUGACGCCAAAGAGUGAAGGACAAAAGGAAGAGAUGAGACUAACAUGUUCACAUUGUUUUCUGCUCAGCUGUGGAGUUAUUUAUUGUAUUUUUAAUUAACUUAUUGAUAGAGUUUCUUAAUUUUAUAUAUCUUGUUACAGUUACACUGGCAGUUAUGCACUAUGGUAUGUUUUCAAAGAUGUAUUUUGCUGUAUUUAAUAUGCUCCGUUGUGUUGUUCACUGUGUUUCAGUGGUGUUAAAAUAAACAAAAGCCUAUUUGUUAUAAUUUUA
Messenger RNA from Acanthochromis polyacanthus (spiny chromis), 1282 nucleotides. It is a transcript of the gene dmc1, whose product is annotated as DNA meiotic recombinase 1. Gene Ontology annotation, cellular component: nucleus; condensed nuclear chromosome. Gene Ontology annotation, biological process: reciprocal meiotic recombination; DNA recombinase assembly; mitotic recombination. Lineage: Eukaryota; Metazoa; Chordata; Actinopteri; Pomacentridae. Bases 1 to 1029 code for a protein of 342 amino acids. The transcript has 13 exons. Gene Ontology annotation, molecular function: single-stranded DNA binding; DNA strand exchange activity; double-stranded DNA binding. The record is from RefSeq and is a predicted model, not a curated record.